AGAUGUUGGCUGAUUACCAAACAGGAAAAUUGUGGCAGAUUCUUAAUGUUACUGAAGGAACAUCUUUCUCAUCAACACAGGCAGCAACCAACCUCACCACAAGUGAAGAUUACGAGACUUACCUGAUCGAACACAAGAUCCCAACUUCAAUGAGCAUUGCAUCUCUACCUUCAACUGCUGAGGAAUAUCUUGUCUUCCCAACACAACCUGUUGUUACUUUGCUUGAUAGCGAGGGCCUUCCAGUUACAACACUUGGAAGCAUCUGGUCAGUUAGUGUUGCUCUUGAUACAACCAAUGGAGACAACAGAGCUACUUUGAUGGGAACAACAACUGCAACAUUCAACCAAAAUGGCACAGCAAUCUUUACCAACUUGAUGAUAACUCACUCGGGGAGUGGAUAUGUGCUUAGGUUCACUAUCUCUCAACCUACUGGUGUCAACGUACAAGCGAGCCCAACCAUAGAAAUCACACAACGAACCGUGAACGUUGCAUUUACAUCUGGAGUUGGUUCAUUGAUUAAUCACAAUGAUGAUGCUUUGAUGACAAUGCAAUUACAAAACAGCGCAGGUGAUAACCUUCCCAUGGUCGGGUACAAGGGUCAUACAUGGAAAGCCACCGUUGCAUUUGAUGAUCCCACUCUAUACAAGGGAGCCAAGAUCAGUGGAAUCACAACUUUCACAUUCGAUCCAUCAACAGGAAGUGUUUCAACCGCCGGUCUCAAGAUAUUGAGCACACUAAGUUACCAUAAAUACAACCUUCUCUUCACUGUGACAACCGAACCAGCACUCUACAACAUAUUUGCUCAAGCUGAACCUAUUCAGUUCAAAUCACCAACUGAUGUUCUUCAUCUUUCAACCACAGUUAUCCGUAAAGCUUCACUUGAAUUGGAGGGCCAGAGUUUCCUGCAAAGAGCUAAAACCACCGUGCCACAAGUUACAACAUUCACAACCUUCAUGCACAACUCGAUGGUCACUCAAUUACCAACAGUCAUGAUAAGUGGACUCACUGCAACUGUUAACUCAGAUGGCAACACUGUUGUUGAGUUUACCAUUAACGCAUACAACGACAGCAUUGCUGACGAGGCAGUGGUCACUUUGAGGGGCAAUGCUGGAAAUCUUGGGCUCACAUUUAACGGACAACAACUCACCGUGGUUAACCCCGCUUGUGCCGUGAAGAUUGACGAUGUCUGCUCAACUCAAACCAACAACAUUAUGGUGGAUCCAACAGGAGUUGAAGCGUGGAUUAUAAUUGUUGCGUGCGUCGUGGUGGCCGUGGUGCUUGCUGUUGGAUUCAUUGGAUUCUCUUGUUACAUGAAACGAGCGCACCGUGGCAAAGUUGCUUCAGGAGCUUGCAUGAGUUCCUCACACAGCUCACUUGGAUCCAGUGCUUUCAUCACAGGGUCAUCUGAGAACAGCACCCCAGUACCACCAGUAACUCCUGUUAACAUCUAAAGGAGAUUCGAUAACUGACACUGACGGAAACAAAACGGACCGAAAACGAUUUAUGAGAUUUCUAUUUUUUAUUAUUUUUAUAUCUUUCUAUGUUUAACAAGACCUUCCAUAUAACUGUGAUAAUUAAGAUUCAACUACUUCAAUACUGUUCUCAUUCAUUUAAUCAAGUUAGUUUUCGAUUAAACACGCCACUUCCAAACACUGUGCAUUAAGUUCACUGUAGUAAGUCCAGAGCCAUGUAAUAAUACAUGUUUGAUGUGUGAAAA
This is a messenger RNA of Ciona intestinalis (vase tunicate), 1717 nucleotides long. Lineage: Eukaryota; Metazoa; Chordata; Ascidiacea; Phlebobranchia; Cionidae. The record is from RefSeq and is a predicted model, not a curated record.